Molecule: messenger RNA, 2743 nt
Organism: Pollicipes pollicipes
Lineage: Eukaryota; Metazoa; Arthropoda; Thecostraca; Pollicipedomorpha; Pollicipedidae
Product: sodium- and chloride-dependent transporter XTRP3-like
Biological process (GO): amino acid transport; sodium ion transmembrane transport; nitrogen compound transport
Cellular component (GO): plasma membrane
Source: RefSeq, a predicted model, not a curated record
AGCCUCGGGCGGCCUGGCGCUGCGUCUCUGAGACACCGCCGGCGCGAGUGGUACCACCGGCCGUCGAGUGCUGGGCGGCGUGCGCGGCAGGCUCCGGUCGGCUCCGGUCCGGCUCCCUCGCCUGGUGAGCUCCGCAGCAUGCUCCGGUCCGGCUCCCUCGCCUGGUGAGCUCCGCAGCUGUCUCUGGUCCGGCUCUCUCUCAUAGUGAGCUCCGCAGCUGUCUCCGGUCCGGCUCCCUCGCCUGGUGAGCUCCGCAGCUGUCUCCGGUCCGGCUCUCUCGCCUGAUUUCUUUUCCACAACAUCUUGCUCGUCGCCUUCCCUUGAAACCUUGCUAUUAAGAAGCCCAAAGCGUGUCCCACGGUUCCUGGAUCACAGUGUUUUUGGCCGCCAAACAAGUGACUAUCCUCUCCUACAAACCAGAGCACAAAUCUGUUGACUGCUAAACCUGGACCUCCAUCUGUUGCUUGCCCCGUAGCUCAGGGUCUCCAGCCGUCCCCCGUCUCCCUUCCUGCUCCUUGGGCAACUCAGCCGUUCCCGCCAUGUCGAAUCCGGCCCACCUGGUGCGGAAGCAGAGCUCACGAGACUUGAAGCCGCCCUCGUCUGACCAGCUGGAGAUGAAGGAGCUGCGCUCGCGGCUCGUGCCUCGCGUCAGCCGAGAGCCGGAGUACGGCGCCACCAACGCCGCCUUCGAGGAGCCGGCCGCGCUCAAGCUGGAGAAUGGCGAUGCGGACGUUCCACCAGCGAAGCAGCCGGAGCGGGAAUCAUGGGACAACAAAUUCCAGUUUCUUUUGGCGACGAUAGGCUAUGCGGUCGGCCUCGGCAGCGUGUGGCGGUUUCCAUAUCUCACUCAGAGGAACGGUGGAGGGGCCUUUCUCAUCCCGUUCUUCAUCAUGCUGUUCAUACUGGGCAUCCCUGUGUUCUACUUGGAGCUGGCGAUUGGCCAGAGGCUGCGGAAGGGGGCCAUCGGAGUCUGGAACCAGGUCUCCCCCUACCUGGGAGGCAUCGGCAUGGCCAGCUGCUUUGUGUCGCUCAACGUUGCGCUCUACUACAACACAAUCAUUGCCUGGUGCCUGUACUACUUGUUUCAUAGCUUGACAUCCCACUUACCUUGGGCAGAGUGUCCCAGAGAAUACUUUCCGAACAAGUCUUACACCGUCAACGAGGAAUGCGAGGCUAGCAGCCCGACCGAGUACUUCUGGUACCGGGACACGCUGGACAUCUCGUCGGACGUGAACUCACCACAGGGCUUCAACUGGCACAUCGGCGGCUGCCUGCUGGUCGCCUGGGUCCUCACCUAUCUCUGCAUGGCCAAGGGCAUCGCGUCGUCCGGCAAGGUGGUGUACGUGACAGCCACCUUUCCGUACCUGGUGCUCAUCAUCUUCUUCAUUAGGGGUGUAAUGCUGGAAGGCAUGGAGGAUGGUCUUCGGCAUCUCUUUACACCCGAUUUCCAGAUGCUGAAGGACCCGGUGGUCUGGCUGGAGGCGGGCACGCAGAUCUUCUUCUCGUUCGGCCUGGGCUUCGGUGGCCUGAUUGCUUUCUCAUCGUACAACCCGCCUGACAACAACUGCUUCCGCGACGCCGUCACCGUCGGCCUCCUGAACGCCGGCACCGCCAUGUUCGCCAGCAUUGUCGUCUUCUCCGUGCUAGGUUUCAAGGCGCACAACACGCACAACCGGUGUCUGCACGCCCGGGAGCUGGAGCUGAACGCCAGCAUCGCCAGCUACCUGGGCGCCGGUGCAGCCACCGACGUCACCGUGCCGCCAGACGUGUACGAUCGCAUGAUGGCCGGCCUGCGGGAGUGCGACCUGCAGGAGGAGCUGGCUAACUCCGGCUCCGGCACCGGCCUGGCCUUCAUCGUGUUCACCGAGGCCAUCAACCAGUUCCCAGCGGCGCCGUUCUGGUCCGUGCUCUUCUUCCUCAUGCUCUUCACGCUCGGCAUCGACUCCGAGUUCGGCACGCUCGAGGGCGUCAUCACGUCCAUCGUCGACCUUAAAGUGUUCCCCAACCUGCGGAAGGAGGUGCUCACGGGCAUCAUCUGCGUCAUCUGCUGCUGCAUCUCGAUGGUGUUCGCGCACGGUGCAGGAAACUACCUCUUCAUCUUGUUCGACGACUUCAGUGGGAACCUGCCGCUGCUCAUCGUGGCUCUCUUCGAAUGCUUCGGCAUCGCCUGGGUCUACGGCCUGAGGAGGUUCUGUGACGACAUCGAGAUGAUGACGGGAAAGCGGCCUCACUGGUACUGGCUGUUCUGCUGGAAGUACCUCUCACCUUUCACAAUGAUCGUCAUCCUGGUUGCCUCCAUCGUCAAACAAAUCAAAGAUGGCGCAGGGUACCAGGCGUGGGACGCAGCUAGUGCCACCGUAGUCACGAAACUGUGGCCGCACUGGGCCUGGGGACUGAUCGCCGUGCUCGUGCUUAUCUCCGCACUCUGGAUACCGGGCGUGGCGCUGGCGAGGUACCUGGGUGUACACGUCAUCCCGGCCGAGGAGCCGGCUUGGUUCCCGGUGUCGGACCUCCGCGAGAUGCACUCGGUCAAGACGCACCAGCUGACAGCGCUGGAGAGCACCCUCUUCUGUCUGCACGAGGACGGCAGCGAGGGCUGCUGCUUCCGCACUGGGCCCUACGAGGACGACGAGGACGAGGACACGGCCGUGGCCGGGCCUUGAGCGCUGCGGAGGAGCGGCCCCGCUCCGACAGCGCCCGGCUUGUCCCGCACGCGCGUCACAUGGCCGGCCAGCCAGCCACG